UCAAUGUUUGGACUUUUCAUCAUUGAUCGCGACUCGCGAGCACUCGCGAGCAGUAGCCAGUAGCGCAAGUGUUUAUUACAAAAGUAAUCAAGAGAAAUAGAAUUUGAAUCAGGUGUAGAUUUAAAAUGAUAGAUUUACGCGAUGAUAGUGCGAAAAAUGUAACGAGUAGUUCGAAAUAUGGUAAUCUAAAUAUACCACUUACAUCUCAACAAGGAUUACAACCACUCAGUCCUUAUUUAAACUUUGACCCCGCAUACCUCCCACCGAGUCAACCAGAAUACAUAUUUCCGGAGGGUGCUACGAAACAGAGAGGUCGGUUCGAAUUAGCUUUUAGUCAGAUUGGUGCAGCAUGCAUAGCAGGAGCUGGUAUUGGCGGUGCGACAGGCUUUUACAGGGGCAUCAAAGCAACAUCGUUAGCAGGUCAAACUGGCAAGCUUAGGAGAACUCAACUAAUUAACCAUGUCAUGAAAAGUGGCUCGUCGUUAGCAAACACAUUUGGAAUAGUAUCCGUGAUGUACAGUGGUUUCGGUGUACUUUUGUCUUGGGCAAGAGGUACAGAUGACUCUUUAAAUACCUUAGCAGCAGCAACAGCAACAGGAAUGCUGUUUAAAUCCACAACUGGCUUGAGGAAAUGCGCAUUAGGCGGUUGCAUCGGACUAGGAGUCGCAUCUCUAUAUUGUAUAUGGAGUAAUCGAGAAUUUCUAACGGAGUUUAGGAAUCGCAGCAGCAAUCCAGCGUAAGAUUGUGCGUUUCGACUUUUACUGUACGCCAUGCGAAAGCAUGCGCGAAAAAUAAACUGUUUUAGAUCGGAACAUGUUUUCUUGAAUGCUCACGCACUUUUUCAUUUUGUUUUUUUUUCCAGAUCGAAGCGAGAUCACAACGGAUAACAAACCACUAGACAUUCGCAACGAAUUCUACUUGUAUUAUACAUAGGAGACCUCCUUGGACGAUACUAUAGAAUAAACAAUUUAUCGAAAUAUGCAUAGCUAGUUUGUAAUAUAAAUAAAGAAAAUUUUGCGCAACAA
This is a messenger RNA of Hylaeus anthracinus, 1025 nucleotides long. It is a transcript of the gene Tim23, whose product is annotated as mitochondrial import inner membrane translocase subunit Tim23. Lineage: Eukaryota; Metazoa; Arthropoda; Insecta; Hymenoptera; Colletidae. The record is from RefSeq and is a predicted model, not a curated record. Gene Ontology annotation, cellular component: mitochondrial inner membrane; TIM23 mitochondrial import inner membrane translocase complex. Gene Ontology annotation, biological process: protein import into mitochondrial matrix. Gene Ontology annotation, molecular function: transmembrane protein transporter activity. Bases 126 to 740 code for a protein of 204 amino acids. The transcript is spliced from 5 exons.